This is a messenger RNA of Puccinia triticina, 1242 nucleotides long. RefSeq lists its product as uncharacterized. Gene Ontology annotation, cellular component: cytoplasm; nucleus. Gene Ontology annotation, molecular function: translation elongation factor activity. The transcript has 8 exons. The record is from RefSeq and is a predicted model, not a curated record. The coding region runs from base 1 to 1242 and encodes 413 amino acids. Gene Ontology annotation, biological process: translational elongation. Lineage: Eukaryota; Fungi; Basidiomycota; Pucciniomycetes; Pucciniales; Pucciniaceae.
AUGUCUUACACCCUCUACGGCUUCGAACAAAACACCCGUACCCGGGUGUGCCAAAUCACCGCCAAGUAUGAGGAUGUUGACGUCAAAAUCAGCAAGGUUCACCCUUACGAGAAAGAUGCUGGAUUUGAGCCCUACGUUGCCAAAUUCCCUCACGCCCAAGGCAAGAUCCCAGCUUUGGAAGGUCCAGGUGUAACGAUCACAGAAUGCGUGGCCAUUUGCCAUUACCUUGCUUCCAUCGCCAACAAGUCCAACUUGCUCGGUAGCUCCAAAGAAGAAGCCGCUGAAGUGCUCCAGUGGAUGGUGUACCUCAACUCGGAACUCUGUCCCGCCUUAUCUGAACAGUUCCUUUUCCUGCCGCCGGCCAACCGUCCUUACAACAAAGCCAACGUUGCCGCUGCCGAGAAGAAAGGGAACGCUAUGCUUGAAGCCCUUGAGAAGCUCUUGAUUGGCCGCACCUUCCUCGUUGGGCAGCGAAUCACCUUGGCCGAUAUCUUCUUUGCCAACCACUUGGUCCGCCCUUUUGCCACUUUUCUAGAUGCCUCCUGGAGAUCUUGCCACCCGAACAUCCUCCGUCACUUCAACACAAUCGUACACCAACCCAACUUCAUGGCAGUACUUGGUGGUGAGCCUACCUUGACCGAGAAAAAGGUUGAGUUCACUCCCCCCAAGAAAGAAAAGGCCGCUCCUGCUGCCGCUGCUCCUAAAUCUGAAAAGAAGAAGGAAAAGAAAGACGACGAGGAGGAAGAGCCCCUUGUUCCUGCUGAGCCGAAGGCCAAGCACCCCUGCGAGGCUCUCGGCCCCGCCAAGUGCUUUCCCUUUGAUGAGUGGAAGCGACAAUAUUCCAAUGCUGAAUUCCCCGUUGCUAUGAAAUGGCUCGAGGAGAACAUCGACCUUUCUGAAUACACUUUCUGGAAAGUCACCUACAAGUACCACGAAGAGUUGACCCAGGUUUUCAUGUCAGCCAACUUGAUUGGUGGACUGCACAGUCGAUUGGAGGCCUCCCGAAAGUACCUCUUCGGAUCUGCUGGUGUCUACGGCAAAGCCAACGCCUCCAAGAUUCAAGGAGCCUACAUGAUCCGAGGAUCCGACCACAAGGCUGUCUUCGAUGUUGCGCCUGACUGGGAGAGCUACGAAUUCGAGCCCCUCGACUUCAAGAAAGACAUCGACUUCAUCAAAGGAUGUUGGAACUGGGAUAACACUUUCGAUGGGCUCGAGUACGCUGAUGGCAAAGUAUUCAAGUGA